Messenger RNA from Cimex lectularius (bed bug), 1991 nucleotides. RefSeq names its product phospholipase A2 inhibitor. Gene Ontology annotation, molecular function: protein binding. Lineage: Eukaryota; Metazoa; Arthropoda; Insecta; Hemiptera; Cimicidae. The transcript has 5 exons. Gene Ontology annotation, cellular component: membrane. Bases 172 to 1326 code for a protein of 384 amino acids. The record is from RefSeq and is a predicted model, not a curated record.
CUCAACUAAGUCAGUUGUCCUCUAGGUCCGUCGGGGUGCUUCAGCUUGGAAUUUAUUGCCUUGAUUCCUCUCGUGUCUGAAAAACCUGUUGAAUCAGCGGUCUCUCUACAAAGAAUAUACUGUAUUUUCUUUGUUAAUUAUGAUCUAAACUCUAAAACAGAUUAACAAAAGAUGCGGCCCUUCAUCAGCCUUGCCCUAUUUAUUGCUUCAUCUUGCCAGUUUGCCGGCUCGACGACCUACUGUGAUGAACCUUUUGAAAAAUGCCUAUGUGGAGAGAUGGAGUAUGUCGGCAGGAUGCAGUAUGUCCUCAACUGCACCGGUCACGGUUUCACCAACGCCUCCAUCCUCCAGCAUCUUCCUCAGAAGACUCAAGUCUUAAUUUUUGUUGGAAACAACAUCCCAAAACUUCCUAGAAACUUACUUGGCACUACGAAUAACAAUUCCCAGUUGCGUGUCAUUGACAUGUCGAAUAACAAGAUUGAAGAUAUCCUUGGUCAGACUUUCCACCACGUUCCACGGGUCGAGAGGCUUAUAUUGAACCACAACGAAAUAUCUAUUUCUUUCGAUCAACAUCAUCCGAGGGUAUUCUCAAACUUUCAGAGCCUAUUGGAGUUACACUUGACCAACGCCUUUGCUGACAAUACACCAGAUGACCUCGCUAUCGACCUCCACGACAUCUUCAACACAAGUGGUUUGACAAAACUAAGAAAACUACACUUAGAAGACAAUGAAAUUAAAAAAUUCAAGGAUCCAAAAAUAUUUUGCGAGCUGAACAGCCUCAUGGACUUACAUUUAGGAAAUAAUAAACUUCAACAUGUUAACUUCAAGUUUGACUGCCUGCAACAUUUGAGAUUGAUCGAUUUGGAGCGUAAUUCUAUAAGCUACUUUAAGCCCGAGGAGCUUGAAAGCUUUGACCAGAUGGCCAAAAAACAGGAUCGUUUUGUUCUCGAUUUUUCUGACAACCCUUUGAUAUGCGGGCAAAAAACAGACGAUUUGUAUGCAUGGCUGCAGAAAACCCAAGCCGAAGUGAGGAACAAAGAGAGGCUUAGGUGUAAACCAUCAUGCCCGAAAGAAUUUGAAAAGACCGUUCUGUUGUCGGAACACCGCAAGCUGUCAAUCUGUCCACACCUACUUAAGGCAGAAGAGGGCUAUUCUUCAAGUACGGUCUUCCUUUUGUCCCUUGCCCUUGUGUUAUGCCUUUCCUUGUUGAUUUACACAAACAGAACUCCUUUAAAAGCCACUCUAUUUCCAAUAAUACAGAAUCUUUCAAGAAAGGUUCACUAUACUAAUAUAGGAAAGCCAGAAGCACAAGAAAUGGAUGUUUAAAAUGCUUUAAAGAUUUUUUUAAAAGUAGCACGAGACAAAAGCUUUUAUACAAACUAUUCACCGUGCCAAAAAAUUGUUAUUCUUUGAUAAGAAGUUAAAUUAUAAGCACAAAUUAAUGACUAACUAGAAAUAACUAAAAUUUAUGUUAAAAGUUAAAUUUAAUAUUGUUAAAAAUGUUAUAAUUCUGAUAAUUUAUUAAGUUAGACUGAAAAAAAUUAUGCAAUUAAUGAUCUUUUUAUGUACUUAAAAAAUAAUUAUUUACUUAAGUUGUUCUUCUUAAUUGUAAGUUCAUGUCUUUCUCAUAAUGGUGAAGUACAUAAGUAGACAAUCUAGUGAGAAUUGUAAUCUUCUUUAUCGACAGGAUGAAAAACAUAUCUAAUUAUGAAAAUGAAGUGAUUAAUAUUAUUCUGUGGUUUUUAUACAAUUGAAGUUUUAAAAAAAGUUUAUAUAUUUUUCUAGUCAAAAUCCUUCCAAUCUGUAUGUAUUUUUGCAGGAUUUUUUCUAAUUUAGAUAAAUGUUUUACUGCUGAAAUAUUUUUUACAUGCGUUAACUUUUUGUAGGAUUUAAAAAUAUAUAUUUUGCUAGGGAUAGCGUUAUGAUACAUUGAUAAUUUGUAACAAUUUAUUCAUUAAUAAAUUUAGAAAAUAAAUGCCAUUUAUUUUAAA